UUGUCUUUAGUCUUUAGUGUUUUUCUAGUCAGCAACAAAAUGCACAUAAAUUUUUUGUUUUUAGCCACACUAAUUGUGUGGCUACAAUUAGCCAAUGCGCGCACGCUGGCCGAGCCGCCUGCACCCACAGCAAACACCACGAAAGCAGCGAGCAGCAUCAAUGCGACCACAGCAAGUGCUGCGGAUACUUUGGAAGCGCAGGAGCGUCGCUAUGUGGCUGUCACCGCAUCGCUGAAAUACGAACAGUUCAAACCAGAAGCGAGUGCUGUGCGUCACAUUGUGCGCAAGAAACGCGAACUUGAGGUGUCAAUGCCAUUUGAUUUCAAUACAAAGCAUUUGCCCUGCGAUUUGGAUUUUAGUGGACGUGAUUCAGCGAUCGAUUCAUAUCCGAAUCACUGCAUUUGGGUGUGGAAUAAUCGAUAUACGCACGAGGGCUGGUAUCGCGUUUACAAAACGUAUCAGCUUGAGGCUUUCUUCUUUGGGCAGUACUACGAGCGUUUGAAGCGCUACGAGAUCGAUCCACACACUUGGGAUUAUGACAAUACAGAAAUUAAUUAGUUUAUUAAAUUCAAAGUGCAGCAACGUGUAGCAACUUUUCAAUUUACUGAAACGGAAAUUUGAUUUAUAUUCUCGAU
Messenger RNA from Drosophila busckii, 635 nucleotides. Lineage: Eukaryota; Metazoa; Arthropoda; Insecta; Diptera; Drosophilidae. The transcript is spliced from 2 exons. The record is from RefSeq and is a predicted model, not a curated record. Bases 40 to 558 code for a protein of 172 amino acids.